AUGUUCCGCACUGCUGUCCUCCGCACAUCCGCCUCGGCCGUCCGCGCUGUUGCCCGACCCGUCGCCAUCCGAAGAACAGCUGCCCUGGCCGCUGCUCCCCGCGCCGUCGCCGCUCCUUUCCGUGUCCAGAGCCUCAUGGGCGUGAGGAUGUACAGCGCUGGUGGUGGCUUGCACAAGGAGGAGGUUGAGGGCCGCAUCAUGAGCCUGCUGCAGGGAUUCGACAAGGUCAACGACGCUGCCAACAUCAAGCCCACUGCUCACUUCGCCAACGACCUCGGCCUGGACAGUCUCGACACCGUUGAGGUCGUCAUGGCCAUCGAGGAGGAGUUCAGCAUCGAGAUCCCCGACAAGGACGCCGACAGCAUCCACUCCAUUGACAAGGCUGUCGAGUACAUUCUCAACCAGCCCGAUGCCCACUAA
Messenger RNA from Trichoderma breve, 420 nucleotides. Its product is annotated as phosphopantetheine attachment site domain-containing protein. The coding region runs from base 1 to 420 and encodes 139 amino acids. Gene Ontology annotation, biological process: fatty acid biosynthetic process. The record is from RefSeq and is a predicted model, not a curated record. NCBI's taxonomy places the organism in Eukaryota, Fungi, Ascomycota, Sordariomycetes, Hypocreales, Hypocreaceae. The transcript is spliced from 4 exons. Gene Ontology annotation, molecular function: acyl carrier activity; acyl binding. Gene Ontology annotation, cellular component: mitochondrion.